Messenger RNA from Exaiptasia diaphana, 834 nucleotides. RefSeq lists its product as uncharacterized. The record is from RefSeq and is a predicted model, not a curated record. NCBI's taxonomy places the organism in Eukaryota, Metazoa, Cnidaria, Anthozoa, Actiniaria, Aiptasiidae. The transcript has 3 exons. Bases 310 to 834 code for a protein of 174 amino acids.
UACUAGUGUAUUGAAGAGACAACUAUAGCCAAAUAAUCAAAAUUUGAACUAUUCAGUCAAAAUGCACGGUGUUGAGGUAAGCACGAAUGUGGGCACAGUAAAUUUCUGUAAUUUAGUGGAAAGUAUUGCACACAUUUAAUGUUUGUACUCUAUUCUUUUAUUCGCUCAUUUUUGUCUCUCGAUUUUACAAAUUCAUUUCGAUUAAUAGGCAACUUAAAAUGACCACAAAAUUAAGGAAUAACUUAAUUAAUUUAAGACAAGCAAGAAACUUUCUUUGAUCUACAACUGUAGGUAUAGUUGAAGGGAUUCAUGAUGGUCGUCGAUGUGGUCUUCUUCUUUAUGUGCUUGUUUAUUCCAAAAAUCCUCUGUCAAUCUCAUUGCGUUGGCACCUGCUAUUCUGGUAGACUUUUCCCAGAGCCUCAAGACAUCUUCCAUGGAAAACAUCUCAAGGGAUACUCUUACAACAACAUCACCACUAAUGAUCCAGUCAAGUGCUACUCAUCUUGUGUCCAAGAUUGUCGUUGUAAGGCGUGUCAGAUGAAAGAUGCAAGAUGUGAGUUGCUGGAUGAGGACAAGACUUCCAAGGUUAAUAACUUUGUAGAUGAACCAGGAUACGUGUACUUUGAUCUCAAGCAGACAAUGUACAAUGCUUCUUCGUACUUGAUGCCACCAGGUGUUCAGUGCUAUAAUGGCUGUUGUCGAUCUCAGCCUUGUUUGAAUGGAGGAACAUGCAUAGARCACUGCGAUUCACCAAAGGAAAAGUUCACUUGCAGCUGUAAUUAUAAAUUYCAUGGCAAAACUCGAAGAUUAUUAAAAUCUUCUGUGAAUUCUUAA